Molecule: messenger RNA, 918 nt
Organism: Lichtheimia ornata
Lineage: Eukaryota; Fungi; Mucoromycota; Mucoromycetes; Mucorales; Lichtheimiaceae
Product: polyubiquitin
Exons: 1
Coding region: 1-918 (305 amino acids)
Biological process (GO): protein ubiquitination; modification-dependent protein catabolic process
Cellular component (GO): nucleus; cytoplasm
Molecular function (GO): ubiquitin protein ligase binding; protein tag activity
Source: RefSeq, a predicted model, not a curated record
AUGCAAAUCUUCGUCAAGACCCUCACUGGCAAGACUAUCACCUUGGAGGUUGAGUCAUCUGAUUCAAUCGAGAACGUCAAGAACAAGAUUCAAGACAAGGAAGGCAUUCCUCCUGAUCAGCAACGUCUCAUCUUUGCCGGCAAGCAACUUGAAGAUGGCCGCACUUUGUCCGAUUACAACAUCCAAAAGGAGUCCACUCUUCACUUGGUGCUUCGUCUUCGUGGUGGUAUGCAGAUCUUUGUGAAGACUCUCACUGGCAAGACUAUCACCUUGGAGGUGGAAUCCUCUGACUCUAUUGAGAACGUCAAGAACAAGAUCCAAGACAAGGAAGGUAUCCCACCAGACCAGCAACGUCUCAUCUUUGCCGGCAAACAACUUGAGGAUGGCCGCACUCUCUCUGAUUACAACAUCCAAAAGGAAUCUACUUUGCACUUGGUGUUGCGUCUUCGUGGUGGUAUGCAAAUCUUCGUCAAGACUUUGACUGGCAAGACCAUUACUUUGGAGGUGGAAUCCUCUGAUUCCAUUGAAAACGUCAAGAACAAGAUCCAAGACAAGGAAGGUAUUCCUCCAGACCAGCAACGCUUGAUCUUUGCCGGCAAGCAGCUUGAAGAUGGCCGUACUUUGUCCGAUUACAACAUCCAAAAGGAAUCCACUCUUCACCUGGUCCUCCGUCUUCGUGGUGGUAUGCAAAUCUUUGUGAAGACUUUGACUGGCAAGACCAUUACUUUGGAGGUGGAAUCUUCUGAUUCUAUUGAAAACGUCAAGAACAAGAUCCAGGAUAAGGAAGGUAUCCCACCAGACCAGCAACGCUUGAUCUUUGCAGGCAAGCAACUCGAGGAUGGUCGUACUUUGUCUGAUUACAACAUUCAAAAGGAGUCCACUCUUCACCUUGUCCUCCGUCUUCGUGGCGGUUUUUAG